CUUCAGCAAAGGAGCCCAUGUUGUUUUGGAUAGGACAUAAUUACCACCACCGCCACGGCGUCUUGGCUCACCGCUCUAACGUGUGUUUGUCAGCGUGACUGACUAACCUUUUGAAAUGUGUGUCAGAGUGUCUCUGAGUGUCUCCCAGUCUCUCCUGUCCUUGUUUCUUUUGCCUGAAUGCCUGUAGAUGUUUGUGUCUCGCUGUGUGUUUUUGUUUGUGUUUCCCUCUGUGUUUGUGUGUUGUUGUCUGUGCUCCCUAGUCUGAUCGCGCCUGUGUCUGACAGCCCUUGUCCUGUACUCACGCAGCAUAAGCUGAAGUCUUCGCAGAGGGACAAGGUACGGCAGUUCAUGUCCUUCACACAGGCUGGGGAAAAAACAGCUGUGUACUGCCUCACGCAGAAUGACUGGAAACUAGAAGUCGCUACUGACAACUACUUUCAGAAUCCAGAUCUGUACUGUAAGGAAUCCAUGAAAACAUCAGUAGACCGGAAACGCCUGGAGCAGCUCUACAAUCGCUACAAAGAUCCUCAGGAUGAGAAUAAAAUUGGUAUUGAUGGGAUUCAGCAAUUUUGUGACGACCUCUCACUGGAUCCAGCUAGCAUCACUGUGUUGGUUGUAGCAUGGAAGUUUCGUGCCGCUACUCAGUGUGAGUUCACCAAAAAGGAGUUUCUCGACGGAAUGACAGAACUUGGGUGUGACAGUCCAGAAAAACUGAAGGCCAUCUUGCCAAGAUUAGAGCAGGAACUCAAAGAUAGUGGAAAAUUCAAGGACUUCUACCAGUUCACCUUUAACUUUGCCAAAAAUCCUGGACAGAAGGGUCUUGACUUGGAGAUGGCUGUAGCCUACUGGAACCUGGUCCUGUCAGGACGAUUUAAGUUCCUUGACCUUUGGAAUAGAUUUCUUUUGGAACACCAUAAACGAUCGAUCCCAAAGGACACGUGGAACCUAUUGUUGGAUUUUGGUAAUAUGAUUGCAGACGACAUGUCAAACUAUGAUGAGGAAGGAGCAUGGCCAGUCCUUAUAGAUGAUUUUGUGGAAUUUGCUCGACCGAUUGUAACAGGAUCAAAACGUAAAACUCUCUAAAUCCAGCCCCGCCUCUGGAAAUCCAGAACCUUGUUUCUUUUACAGUGACUUCAUAGUUUUUUUAAGACUUGUACAAAAAAGUGAAAAUUGUAGAUCAAACAGAAGCACUUGAAACUGUCAGGAAACCACCUUUCAGGGAGCUGAGUAAAAACUAUGAGAAGAGCUGGCCACAUGUUUUUGUCCUUGUGAGACCGAGGCGUUCACCUCUGUCCCUGCGGCUGGACUCUUCAGUAUCCUGGACGCCUCCUCUGCUCCGCUUCAGGACAAGCUCUACCCGUCAGGCCCGGUGAGCAGGGAUGGACAUGGCACUGGGAGGAGGUUCACUGACUGUGUGUUCUCUAAAGGGACUGGAGAGGAGGAAACUGUGUGUUUUAGGAUUCUUCCUAGUCAGCUUUGUUUUGUUCAUGAAGCUCUGAGUGACUGUGCAAAGAUCCCAUGUCUUACCCUCAAGUUGGGACAGAGUGCUCACUACACCAGCACCAACACAACUGUUGCAGUUUUUACUGUACAUACUGUAUCUAUUGGGACAGUUUACAAAGACAGCUAUAUGAAGAAUAAUAUAAAUAUGUUUGAUUUAUAAAUGCAACAGAGGAUUCUUUUAUGUACAGUAAAUGCUACGAUCUCUAACAGGAUGCCUCAAUAUUGUGGAUGAUAUGCUGUUGGUUUAAUUAUUUGGUGGAUGUGUCGAGUCAUGGAGUUGUGAGCUUCUCAUUGAAAGCAUGUUAAAGACAUUUUACGUCAUGUCGGGCUGGUUUCACAAAUACAUGUUCACUAAAGUAAAGGCAGUGCUUUAACUCAGAUCAUUGAUGUUGGUUUAUGGAAUUCAUACGUCCAGUCGAUCUCAAUUCGGAGAGGGUCUUAAAUCUUCAAGUUUUCAGUCCUGUUCACACAAACACCACUUUGCUUUCCCUCUGUUAAAGAAAGAGUUUUACUUUAAAAGAGGUGAUCCUUCCUAGAGAUGCUAAAUUGAUGUUUUAGCAGCAUACAAGUAAAGAAAUGACAGACCAUUAGGAUUGCAUGGCACAUAUCUGUAUGUUAAGGCAGCGCAGAGCCCUUCAGUUCAGGACACUAAAGACGGCGACAACAGGACAACAAAGUAAGCCUUAAGAAUAAAUAUCUCUGUUCAAUAUUUAUGUUUCUGUUCAAGCCCAUCUGUCCAGUGUUACUGACGGUAGUGAACAUUUGAAUAUAUUGUUGAUACAUCAUGUAAGUAGCCUAAGUAUAUUGUUCAUUUCAGAAAGAUGAAUAAAGCAUGAGUUUUUUCAUAA
Messenger RNA from Cheilinus undulatus (humphead wrasse), 2351 nucleotides. Its product is annotated as DCN1-like protein 1. Gene Ontology annotation, molecular function: cullin family protein binding; ubiquitin conjugating enzyme binding; ubiquitin-like protein binding. Gene Ontology annotation, biological process: protein neddylation; positive regulation of ubiquitin-protein transferase activity. The coding region runs from base 178 to 1083 and encodes 301 amino acids. The record is from RefSeq and is a predicted model, not a curated record. Gene Ontology annotation, cellular component: ubiquitin ligase complex. The transcript is spliced from 6 exons. NCBI's taxonomy places the organism in Eukaryota, Metazoa, Chordata, Actinopteri, Labriformes, Labridae.